AUGUCGGACAUCCUCGUGGCCACUAGCGCUGGCGGCAGACAGUGCUCCCACUUCCUCCCCCUCCUCACCUCUGGCAGUAGUAUUUUCAAACUCCGCCUGGCAGCCCACUCCGAGAACUCGGCCGCCAAGCUCCGAACCAAAUACCCCGACGCCGAAGUCGUGGUUGUUGACCUCGUCUCCCUGUCCGAAUGCCGCGAGCUGGUCCGGGGCGCGAGCGCGGUGUUCCACGCCGGCCCCAGCAUCCACUCGCGCGAGCGCGAGAUGGGCCUCAACAUGAUCGACGCCGCGACCGCGGAAUCGCAGACGCCCGGCAGCCGGUUCCGGCACUUUGUGCUCUCCACCGUGCUGGGCACCCAGCACCGCAAGCUGAUGCAGCACGACCUCAAGAGCUACGUCGAGGAGCGCCUGAUGCUCAGCCCUAUCCCUUGGACCAUCCUGCAGCCCACAAACUUCAUGGACUCGUACCCCGUUGCCAAGCUAGCCGCCAUGGAGACUCCCGUCAUGGAGCGCAUGUGGAGUCCCGACGUUGCCAACAGCGUCAUCGCGCUGCGGGAUCUCGCCGAGGCGACGGCCAAGGUCUUGAUCGAGGGCGAGAAGCACUACUACGCGCAAUAUCCGCUGUGUAGCACCGCGCCAAUAUCCGAUUCGGAAGUGGUUGAAAUCAUUGGCAGGCAGAUUGGCAGGGAUGUACGCGUUAACAAGCCCUCCUUCGAGAAAGGAGUCGACUUCCUCAUGCAUAUGGUGUUUGGAAGCAACAUCGAUAACGCUCAGUCCGGGUUUGGUAUCGUCGGCACCGAAGGAGACUUGAGACCUGACAUCAGCAAGGAUAAGGCCGAGAGGCUUGUCUUGUUUUACAAUAGGUAUGGCUUGGUUGGGAACCCCAAUGUGCUGAGGUGGCUUCUGGGCCGCGAGCCGACCAGUGUGGAAGAAUGGGUCAAUAUCAAGUUGGCCGAGGCAAAGUUCAAAUAUGUAACAUAG
Molecule: messenger RNA, 978 nt
Organism: Colletotrichum destructivum
Lineage: Eukaryota; Fungi; Ascomycota; Sordariomycetes; Glomerellales; Glomerellaceae
Product: Putative NmrA-like domain, NAD(P)-binding domain superfamily
Exons: 1
Coding region: 1-978 (325 amino acids)
Source: RefSeq, a predicted model, not a curated record